Molecule: messenger RNA, 4143 nt
Organism: Octodon degus (degu)
Lineage: Eukaryota; Metazoa; Chordata; Mammalia; Rodentia; Octodontidae
Gene: Akap1
Product: A-kinase anchoring protein 1
Exons: 12
Coding region: 712-3276 (854 amino acids)
Molecular function (GO): RNA binding
Source: RefSeq, a predicted model, not a curated record
UUCGUGACCCUCCAGCCUCAGCCUCUCAAAAGUGCUGGGGCUACAGGUGCGCACAAACAAGCAGAGCGUGCACUAUCUGUUUUGUGUAUUUUAUCGAAAUACUCGAGUCUCUGCGAGUUAGGAUUCAGAACAGGGCUGACCAGCCAGAGCCGCACCCUGUCCAACUGUCUGGAGGAAAUCUGUUUCAAGUUCCUGGUGGAGGCAGGUCAAGGUCACUCUUUUCUAGGAAUCAUUCCAAAUCUCGAGCCCAUUUAGAGGAAAGUGGUCCACUCCCACAACUAAGUUGGGCAAGAAAGACGCAUUGGAGAGGCAGCAUGUUCGCCCAAUCUGCACUUAACUAUUGAGCCAUUACUAACGGCCAAGCAGUGCAAUACAAAGUAAUGACAGCUGGCCUCUCUGCGUCGGUCUGGAGGCAAGAUCCUUCAAAUGGAUCCCUUCAGACUGCCGAGGGCAGAAGCUCCGAACCACCCCAGAGGCCGCCACGCAGAUGACCCCGGGGCCGACCAGCUCCAACACUGCACCGGUACUCCCCCCUCCGGGCCCACCGAGAUUACAGCUCUUCUCGCGAGAGCACGGGCCGGUCCAGCUCCAGGCGGCCGAGGGACGUUGACUCCAGACCGCGCCCCCGCCCGCGCAGCUGAGAGGCGCGCGCGGUACAGUGGGAGCGGCGGCGGCGCGCACGCGCAGGCAUAACUAUUCUGCACCUCCAGGAUGGCAGUCCAGUUCCGUUCACUCUUCCCCUUGGCGUUGCCCGGAAUGUUGGCGCUCCUUGGCUGGUGGUGGUUUUUCUCUCGUAAAAAACAGCAGAUCAGCAGCAGUGAAGAGCAGGCAGAGUCCAGUGCCAUGACAUUAAGGGCCGGCCCUGCCACCAAGGAACCGCUCUCCAUGGGAGAAGCUUGUCCCACAGUCACGUCCAUGUCUCCCAGUGUUCCCCAGCCGCCAAGAAAGGAGAAGACUGCUCUAAGCAAGCCUUCGAUGGAGCCCCCAGCCUUGCUGCGGACGCACCUGCCCCACCACAGGUCUGAGUCCUUGGGCAGCCUGCCUAACACCACUGACAUGCGGUCCCAACCGGGAAUGUGCAAAGUCAACAGUGCAAAGGUGGAACUAGCUGUGAUGGGGGACGAGGCCAAAUCUGUCCCUCUGGGUUGUCCCCUCACAUUCCCGAAGGAUGUGCUAUUCCCCCAUGAAGUGGUAGAAGUAUGUAAACAAGAGCCUGUCCUUGGUGGGGUGCCUGCCACAGAGAAGCAUGACCCUGAGGAAAUGGCAAGAGAGAGAGAGAUGGGUGGAGCCGAGGGGACUGGUGAUGCAGUGCUGGGGGAGACCAUGCUUGAAGAAGGUCUGCUGCCCCAGGAGUGUGCCUUGGGCCCCGAGAAUGGCAAGGCUCUCAGCCUGCCCCUGGUGGUCCAGCCAGUCGGGGCCCUACCGAAAGAAGAAUACCCGGUUGCGAAGCUGUUAGGUGGUAUUGUGGAGCCAGCUUCUACAGAGCUGGUGAAGGAAGAGGAAGCCCAGAGACUCCAGGGCACAGGUGGCAGAGCCAGGGACAAAGACCCAGUAGGAGAACUGAGCAAAGAGGAGGCCGUGGAUGAAAACAAGAAGCUUGAGCAGGCUGCCUUCCAGAUCAUCUCCCAUGUGAUCUUGGAAGCCACUGAAGAGGUCCUGGCCACCACAGACCAGGCUACAGCCAGUCAGCCACAAAGACAGAAAGAGGAAAACUGUGGCCUAGUCAGCCGGGAAACUGUCCUGGUGCAAGACACUACAGAGCCCACCCUGGCCACAGCAGGGGCAGCUGCCAGCCCACUGGAUACUGCCCUCCCUUCACCAGGCCUGCUGGCAGAAGACCUGCCACCACCAAAGACCUACGUGAGCUGCCUGAGCAGCCCUCUGUCCAGCCCCACCAAGGACAGGAAGCCAAAGAACUCUGCAUACCCCAUCUCCCUGGCUCCCUGCCUGCCACCAGACACUCCACUCAGAGAGUCACUGGAUAAGACCAGCAGCUUGGUGGAAGAUGCCACCUGUGUCUCCUGCAUGUUGGACAAGAGCCACAGUGUCUCUUCAGUGGCCUCCUCAGGGCGGUGCUCAGAUUCUGUCAGCACAUCAGGGCUUGAAGACUCUUGCACAGAGACCAACUCAAGCCCCAGGGACAAGGCCAUGACUCCACUGCUGCCAGACAGUACUGAGCCCUUCAGCAAUGGGGUGCUGAAGGGGGAGUUGUCAGACGUGGGGACUGAGGAUGGAUGGAGCGUGGAUGCAGAAGCAGACCACUCGGGAGAAGCUCUUUCAGGUUCUGAUGGGAACAGCAUGGACUCAGAGAGCUGCUGUGGCCACAGGAAGAGUGACAGUCUCCAGAACGCCCCGGCUGGCUCCAACCCCAAGAAGGUCGACCUCAUCAUCUGGGAGAUCGAGGUGCCAAAGCACUUAGUUGGCCGGCUAAUUGGCAAGCAGGGGCGGUACGUGAGUUUCCUGAAGCAGACUUCUGGUGCCAAGAUCUACAUCUCAACCCUGCCUUACACUCAGAACGUCCAGAUAUGCCACAUAGAAGGUUCUCAGCAUCAUGUAGACAAAGCUCUGAACUUAAUUGGGAAGAAGUUUAAAGAACUGAACCUGACCAAUAUCUAUGCUCCCCCGUUGCCUUCCUUGGCGCUGCCUUCUCUACCAAUGACGUCCUGGCUCAUGCUGCCUGAUGGCAUCACUGUGGAGGUGAUCGUGGUCAACCAGGUCAACGCCGGGCACUUGUUUGUGCAGCAGCACACGCACCCCACCUUCCACGCGCUACGCAGCCUGGACCAGCAGAUGUAUCUCUGCUACUCUCAGCCCGGAAUCCCCACCUUGCCCACUCCGGUGGAGAUCACGGUCAUCUGUGCUGCCCCUGGUGUGGAUGGGGCCUGGUGGCGAGCUCAAGUGGUGGCCUCUUACGAGGAGACGAAUGAGGUGGAGAUCCGCUAUGUGGACUAUGGCGGGUAUAAGAGGGUGAAGGUGGAUGUGCUCCGGCAGAUCAGGUCUGACUUUGUGACCUUGCCAUUCCAGGGAGCAGAAGUCCUUCUGGACAGCGUGAUGCCCCUGUCAGACGAUGACCACUUUUCACCUGAAGCAGAUGCAGCUAUGAGUGAGAUGACAGGAAAUUCAGCGCUGCUCGCCCAGGUGACGAGUUACAGUCCAGCUGGCCUCCCUCUGAUCCAGCUGUGGAGUGUGGUUGGAGAUGAAGUGGUGUUGAUAAACCGGUCGCUGGUGGAGCGAGGCCUUGCACAGUGGGUAGACAGCUACUAUGCGAGCCUCUGACCCUGGCCGCUGCUGCUGCUGGAGUCUUUUUUUGCACUGUUGGGACUGGGUGUGGGCCUCAAGGCAAAGCUCCAAGCUGAGACUCAGCAUCAUCCUCUUGAGUCCUCUUCCCUAUUCUGUAUACCAUCAAGAACAUGAUUUCUUUCUGAAGAAAAAGGACUCAACUGUGGGUUCUUUCCAGAGCCAUAGGGUGGCUUUCCAAGAGCCAGCUGGCUUGCCUUUGCUGAGUCCCCAGGCUGUCCUCUCCCCUGUACCCCUCCUCCCCACUGGCACCCCAGGCUGCCACAGCAGGCCCAGGUGGGUAAGUGUUGCGCUGGAGGAGUUCCUCCCGCUUCCGCCUUUCUUCAGGGACGGCGUGAAUCAACUAUGGGUGUUCGUUCCCUGCAUGGCCUGCACAGAUGGCUUGGUGGCAUUCGUGCAGUUUGUGCCCUUCUCUGGGAAGCCGGACUCUUUUUAAUGCAGAUGUAAAUAUGGAGUGAUUGUCACACAUCUGGCCCCAUCUUAGGGAGGGGAGCAGUGAAUUGCCAAGCCUGGUUGUAAUUUCUAACCAUUUUCUACUUGUGCAAACUGUAAAUAUGUUUAAAAAUGUAAUAUUUUGUACAAGAUACACUGGAGAACAAAGGGAAUUCAAGGUUUUUCCACACGCCUCACCUGUAAGAAGUGAGUCCCGUGCUGCCCGUCCGGCUCCUCCUCCCGGGAACGAGCUUCCUGUGUACCAGACAGGGUGAGCACAUGGGAUAAGCUGUCGUUGGGGGAGUUUUUGCUGUACACAUUUGUUUAAAAAAAAAAAAAAAAAAAGGAACUCAUCGAAUUAACUUGGAAUGGUGUGUUUAAUUCUUUCUUUUUUUUUUUUUUUUAAGAUUGGCC